Molecule: messenger RNA, 1688 nt
Organism: Episyrphus balteatus (marmalade hoverfly)
Lineage: Eukaryota; Metazoa; Arthropoda; Insecta; Diptera; Syrphidae
Product: probable cytochrome P450 28d1
Exons: 7
Coding region: 85-1605 (506 amino acids)
Molecular function (GO): oxidoreductase activity, acting on paired donors, with incorporation or reduction of molecular oxygen; heme binding; monooxygenase activity
Source: RefSeq, a predicted model, not a curated record
CCUCGAUUCUAACUCGAGCGCAGUCACAAUCAGUCUUUUGUAAAAUUUCAAAACAAAAUAUUGUAAUUUGCGGGAAUAACAAAAAUGAUUUUUUCGUUACUUGUUACAUUGUGUCUAAUUCUAAUAAUUGUAGGACUAGCUUAUCUUUUUCUAGUAUGGAAUUUUGACUAUUGGAAAAAACGAGGCAUUAAAGGACCAAAACCAUCUCCAUUAUAUGGAAGCAUUCCAAGUAUGGUUAAUCAGAAACGUAAUCUUGGCUAUGACAUAAAGGACAUUUAUAACCAAUAUCAUAAAGAUGAAGAUUUUGUUGGAGUUUAUAGCAUCCGAACUCCUGAACUAUUAAUUUUGAAUCCAGAAUUUGUUCAUAAGGUAUUCGUUACUGAAUUCAAAAACUUUCACGAUAAUGAAGGUUCAACUUGGAUGGAUGAGAAAAGUGAUAAAAUACUGGCUAACAAUCCAUUUAUCCUGACUGGUGAACAAUGGAAAGAACGUCGUCAAGAAGUCACGCCUGGAAUAACAAUUAAUAGGAUCAAAGCAGUGUAUCCAGUUACAAAAGAAGUAUGUGGAAAGUUGACUAAAUAUAUCAAGAAUCUUUGCUCCAAAGCUGAUCCCAAAGGAUACGAUGCAAAAGACAUUUCACUACGUUUUACAUCCGAAUUGGUUACUGAUGCUGUUUUAGGUGUUAAAGCUGAAAGCUUAUCAGAUAAUCCUACACCAAUUUUAGGAAUGACAAAAAAACUCUUCGAAUUGAGUACAGCUUUUGCAUUUUAUUCUUUCUUAGCUGGUCUAUGGCCAACAAUUAAGAAAUUUUACAAAGUUAAAUUUUUCCAAAAAGAUUGUGAAGACUUUUUCUUGGGUCUGCUGGAAAAAUCUCUUGAUUUGAGGCGUGUUCAAAAAACAGAUCGUUUGGAUUUUAUGAAUUAUAUGCUUCAAGUGCAAGAGAAGAAAAGAUUUAAUAAUGAGCAACUUUUAUCGCAUAUGAUGACAUUUUUAAUUGAUGGUUUUGAGACAUCGGCUACGGCAAUAACGGCGUGUCUUUAUCAGUUGGCUAAGAACCCUGAUGAACAGGAAAAACUACGAAGUGAGAUUCUCAAUAAUCUCGACAAAAAUGGAGAACUUGAGUUUGAAUAUCUUGAAGAGCCAUCUUACAUUGAGCAAUGUUUACAUGAAAGUAUUCGAAUAAUACCACCAGCAGUUAUUCACAAGAAACUUUGUACUGAACCAUGCGAGUGGACCAACAGAAAUGGAGUUAAACUUCAACUUAAUCGUGAUGAUAUAGUUGUAUUACCGGCAUUUGCUCUUUAUCAUGAUCCGCAUUACUUUCCCAAUCCAGAAAAAUUCAUACCCGAUCGUUUUAGUGAAGAAAAUGGCGGAGUAAAGAAAUAUCGUGAAAUGGGUGUAUUCUUUCCAUUUGGUGAUGGACCUAGAGUAUGUAUUGGAAUGAAAUUUGCUCUAAUACAAACCAAGGCAGCUAUUGCAGAGAUUGUGAGAAAUUUUAAUAUUAAACUUAAUCCAAGGACAAACAAAGAUAAUACAUUGGAUCCAGUUCAUUUUAUGGGUGAACUUGAUGGUGGAGUUUGGCUUGAUUUUGAAGAAAGGAACUAGAUUUGCUGUGUGAUCUAAAAAUAAACGAAAUAAGGAAUCUCAAGAAUUAAUGUGCAACAAAAAAGUAUUAAAUAAAUUUUGUC